AUGGCGACUGGGACUGGCCGGGUGCUGCCACUGCUGGCCGUGGCGGCGGUGCUCGCGGCGGCGCUCCUCUACACCGCGCCCUUCUCCAAGGGCCUCGGAGGGGAAGGGUGCAGCCUGCUCCCGCAUGACCACUUCUGGAUCACCAGCCAGCGGGUCGUCACGCUCGGCCGCGUCAGCCCCGCCGCAGGGUUCUGA
Triticum turgidum subsp. durum (durum wheat) is the source of this 195-nucleotide messenger RNA. The record is from the annotation of a GenBank genome assembly. NCBI's taxonomy places the organism in Eukaryota, Viridiplantae, Streptophyta, Magnoliopsida, Poales, Poaceae.